AUGAUGUUUUUCUACCUCAUGCCGCCUUUCUACCUCAUGCCGCCUUUCUACCUCAUGCCGCCUUUCUACCUCAUGCCGUCUUUCUACCUCAUGCCGCCUUUCUACCUCAUGCCGUCUUUCUACCUCAUGCCGCCUUUCUACCUCAUGCCGCCUUUCUACCUCACGCCGUCUUUCUACCUCAUGCCGUCUUUCUACCUCAUGCCGUCUUUCUACCUCAUGCCGUCUUUCUACCUCAUGCCGCCUUUCUACCUCAUGCCGCCUUUCUACCUCAUGCCGCCUUUCUACCUCAUGCCGCCUUUCUACCUCAUGCCGUCUUUCUACCUCAUGCCGUCUUUCUACCUCAUGCCGUCUUUCUACCUCAUGCCGUCUUUCUACCUCAUGCCGCCUUUCUACCUCAUGCCGUCUUUCUACCUCAUGCCGCCUUUCUACCUCAUGCCGCCUUUCUACCUCAUGCCGCCUUUCUACCUCAUGCCGUCUUUCUACCUCAUGCCGCCUUUCUACCUCAUGCCGCCUUUCUACCUCAUGCCGUCUUUCUACCUCAUGCCGCCUUUCUACCUCAUGCCGCCUUUCUACCUCAUGCCGUCGUUCUACCUCAUGCCGCCUUUCUACCUCAUGCCGCCUUUCUAUCUCAUGCCGUCUGUCAGCGAUAACUAUCUCCACUUAGGCACGGUUCCCAAGCCCAAGUGCACAUCCAAGACCCUCACACUCGCGUUCGGGAACAACUGCUUCCCCGCCAAGGCCAUCCCCUGCAACCAACCUCAACGCCCCGCCCAGCAGUGCAGUGCCUUCUGCGGCCUCUCACCCCCCGCCACACCGUCAUGUGCCGGUCAGGGCUACUGCUUCUGGCAGGGGGCGCAGUUCACGGGCACUGCCACUUGCGCGUGCAACGAGGGGUUUGGGAACGGGGUGGAUCCCAGCACGUGCCUGCAGUCGCUGCCAGACUCAGAAUGGUUGGCUCUGAGUGCGCUCUCAGUGGCGUGGGGCGGCUUUGACGGCGACGGCACCUGGAGAAGGAAGGUGCCGUGUGCGCAGCUCAAAUACGUCUUGUGCAACCAAGCCAACCACAUCAUCAAGCUGUGA
Closterium sp. Naga37s-1 is the source of this 1080-nucleotide messenger RNA. The record is from the annotation of a GenBank genome assembly. Lineage: Eukaryota; Viridiplantae; Streptophyta; Zygnematophyceae; Desmidiales; Closteriaceae.